Hyalella azteca is the source of this 3041-nucleotide messenger RNA. RefSeq names its product 2-amino-3-ketobutyrate coenzyme A ligase, mitochondrial (gene Gcat). Gene Ontology annotation, molecular function: glycine C-acetyltransferase activity; pyridoxal phosphate binding. NCBI's taxonomy places the organism in Eukaryota, Metazoa, Arthropoda, Malacostraca, Amphipoda, Hyalellidae. Bases 234 to 1496 code for a protein of 420 amino acids. Gene Ontology annotation, biological process: biosynthetic process; L-threonine catabolic process. The transcript is spliced from 8 exons. The record is from RefSeq and is a predicted model, not a curated record.
UCUUUAGUUUAGGCUUUACGUCGAGAUGCAGUGGUGCUAAGUUAGUCGAACAAAGUCAUUGAAGAGGUGCGGUUGGUGUAAGAGAGUGGUCUCUGAGUUCCUCAAGUCAUAUUCUCAAUGGAUUGAUAUACCUAAUAACUCAACAACAAUUUUCUGUCAUCGAAUAACGUAGCACAGUAAUUUAGAAGUUUUAAUUGAUUUUUACUGUGCUAGAGACACGAGAAAAAGAAGAAAUGGCGACAAAAUUUAGUAGAUUGGCAUGUGGCAACCUCGGCGGUGCGCUUUCCCGCCAACGCCACGCCCAGGCGGAGUGCCGGACGCUGUUGGCGGAGCAGCUCGAUGCCAUCCGCGCUGCCGGAACCUGGAAGUCUGAGCGCAUUAUCACGUCCAAGCAGGCAGUCGGCAUCGACGUGCAAGGAUCGAAGGGGAAAAUUCUUAAUUUCUGUGCAAAUAAUUAUCUUGGAUUGUCAAGUCAUCCAGAAGUGAUAGCCGCCGGCAAGGCUGCACUGGAUGAGUAUGGAGCUGGUCUGUCAUCCGUACGCUUCAUCUGCGGCACGCAGGUCAUCCACAAGGAGCUGGAGGCCAGGAUAUCCGAGUUCCACGGUCGGGAGGACACAAUUCUUUACGCCUCUUGUUUCGACGCGAACGCCGGUCUGUUCGAGGUGCUGCUCAGCCCUGACGACGCCGUCUUCUCUGAUGAACUUAAUCACGCUUCUAUCAUCGAUGGCAUCAGGCUGUGCAAGGCCAAGAAAUUCCGAUACAAGCACAGAGACAUGCAAGACCUGGACCAGAAACUGACGGAGGCGCAGAGCUGCCGUACGCGCCUGAUCGUGACGGACGGAGUGUUCAGUAUGGACGGAAACGUGGCGCCGCUUCCGCAAAUCUGCGAACUGGCGGACAAACAUAACGCCCUCGUCUUCGUGGACGAGUGUCAUGCCACGGGCUUCUUCGGCAAGACGGGAAGAGGAACAGAGGAAUUCUUCGGCUUUCCCAACACCCGCGUCGACAUCAUCAACAGCACCCUGGGCAAGGCUCUCGGAGGCGCUGCAGGAGGCUACACCACAGGGUCCAAGGAGCUCGUGGCGCUCCUCAGGCAAAGGGCGCGACCCUACCUUUUUUCCAACUCCCUCCCGCCCCCAGUGGUGGCUUGUGCGAACAAGGUGAUGGAGCUGCUGCUGAAGGACUCGUCACUGGUGCGUGACGUGCAGGCGAACACGUCGCGCUUCAGGACGAGCAUGACUGACGCAGGCUUCAUCAUCGCCGGUGACGACCAUCCCAUCUGCCCCGUCAUGCUCGGCGACGCCAGGCUGGCUGCACAGUUUGCCGACCUCAUGCUGGAGCGGGGCAUCUACGUGGUGGGCUUCAGCUACCCGGUGGUGCCCGUAGGCAAGGCGCGCAUCCGCGUGCAGAUCUCAGCAGCGCACACCACCGACGACAUCGACAGGACCGUGGCUGCCUUCACGGCCGUCGGCCGACAGCUCGGCGUUAUUGAUUAGCUUAACACGGCCGCAUGAAUUAGCAUGUGAUGGCCUCAUCAAUUAGCCUGUGUUGUGACGCCGUCAUUAAUUAUUUCGUGUUGUGACGCCGUCAUUAAUUAUUUCGCGUUGUGACGCCGUCAUUAAUUAUUUCGUCUUGUGACGCCGUCAUUAAUUAUUUCGUCUUGUGACGCCGUCAUUAAUUAUUUCGUCUUGUGACGCCGGCAUCAAUUAGCUUGUGUUGUGACGCCGUCAUUAAUUAUUUCGCGUUGUGACGCCGUCAUUAAUUAUUUCGUCUUGUGACGCCGUCAUUAAUUAUUUCGUCUUGUGACGCCGUCAUUAAUUAUUUCGUCUUGUGACGCCGGCAUCAAUUAGCUUGUGUUGUGACGCCGUCAUUAAUUAUUUCGCGUUGUGACGCCGUCAUUAAUUAUUUCUUAUUAUGACGGCUUAAUUUAUUACCACGCGUUGUAAUGCCGUCAUUAUUAGUUCGUAUUGUGACGGCUUUAUUUUUUAGCUUGUGUUAUGACGACUCAGUUGUUAGUGCUAUUGAAAUACCGUUGUUAUUGCGCGAUAGUUUUUCUCUUCACUUGAUGCCUCAAAAUACAGGCUUACUGGUCAAUAUUCGAGAUUAGAUAUUACAUGACGCGAUUAUAGUAGCGACGCAGUACUAAUACUACAUGAAUAUUGCACGCGUUUGUGGGGAAUUUGCGCCUCUUGAGAUUGUUUAGAGUUUAGACUUUAGGUUAAUAGGCUGUGGCACGCUUACAAAUAGUAAUUAGGGCGCUUUAGGUUAGAAGGUUACUAAUUGGUAGUAUGUACCGAUUGGGACAGCCUGACAAAUGAGGUCGUUUGUUCAUGUUAAAAAGUAGUAUCAUUUGUGCAGUAUGAUCAUUUAUAUGAUUCAUUACAUUUGAAAAUAGCUCAUAUAUUAAGGUCAAUGGACUCGGAGUUAUUCCUGACGUGGUAAACUCCUUGAUAAUAACUAAGCAGUCUAAUAAAUAAAUGAGAUUCCAAAUCUUAUUUCGCUACUCAUCCAAGAAUACGAGCUUCGUCCGCUUGUGUAACAGAAACGGCGAAUUAAUCCAUAUUAAUGUCAUCACAGGAGCAGCACUUUGAAGCUCGAAGUCAACAAGUGGGAUUCAUGAACAUUAGGGAUACAGAACACGAGGAUAAUAAAUUAUUACCAUGUUAUAGUUGUUCUAUAUAUUUGGUGGCCUAAUAGAUUCUGGGGAGAUUUCCUGUUCGGACGAUAGCAUAGGAAUGUAGAGAGGUAGCCGCUCGCGCUCCGUAUCGCACGGACAAUCCCUCACUCGGUUGAGGUAAAAUUCAUUCCUCAGCAUAAAACACAGCCCCUCUCGUAUGUCGUACCGUUAGGGUUAGCUUACACAAAUUUUUACUUGCAUGCUAAUGUAAAUAUCACAAAAUAUUGUCGAAUUAAGGCCAGUUUGCUUCAGGUUGUCGACGACCAAUAAAUGCGGACUGUGUAUAGAGUGAGCGAGCUGUCAUUGCGUAACCUUCGAGAGAACACAAAACUUGUGUAUUUUUUAGAACAAGAGCAAAGUUCCU